AUGUCUGACUCUGAUCGAACGAUCAUUAUGAAUAUUGUCCCAACGACGCGGCAUUUUGUAGUCAAGUUGUAUUGCGGUCGCCGUUUAGGGGUCACAAGGGCAUUUCUUAUCCCACGUUUCCUCAUGGAUGGUCACCGCGUAUUCCUGGACUGGCAAUCUUCAGUGCAACUAUCUUUACUCUCGCGUCGAAAUGUACAAAGCGCAGCGUCCACGUCAAACCCUAUAGAUGUCGAAGAAGCUAGGAUACUCAUCUGCUGGACGCACUGCGGACUCAAUGAGAGCUUCUCGCUAGGGCGUGGAUUUCCCUUCACAGUGCGCCGUAAUGUUCUCAACCUCGUGGUGCAUCACACCAUCAAGAAUGACGCGAUGGUCGAUGAGAAGUCAGAUUUAACACCCUUUGAUCCAUCACUGACAGCGCCUAUUGAAACUCUGCGCCUGUUGUACUCGUAUCCCGAGUUCGACGGAUUGGAGGACGAGAAUCCGCUUGUCAUCCCUGACAUCAUCCGCAAGAAAAUAUUCGAACUCUAUGGACCCGAUGUGCCAUCAUCUAGCGUCUGCUUAGUGACAUAUAGUUGGACAGUCCGUCUCAAAUUCAAGAAGUACGAAUUGGGCGAGCUACUCCGUUGUUGUGUAUGCCGGGAUACAUUCGUCGGCGCGUUCACAACUUCCACACGGAGCAUUUCGCAAACUAUCGCGAAAACCUGGUAUUCGAGAUUAGAACAUUCGUGCAUUUUGAAAGACAAGCUUGUCCCGAAAUAUUCCAAGCACAUGUCCCUCGAUCCGGAAAGCGUGAAGCCAGUCGUCAAUCGCGGUCUCUUGCUGCGCAUUGAGGGUGAAAAGCCCGACGGGUCUCGUGCUGACUUUUCGGACUUACCAUCCAUUGAAGCGGUGGUAUUCUCGCAGAAGAUAAUUCAGACAGACCGCCGUGGGCAUUCUCUUCCUGGGCUGGGUAUCCCCGACUACCAUCCCGAUGUGCGGGUGGGCAGGAGGGAAGGUACUGGCGGCUUGCAGUGAGUAUGGGCAAAAAGUGCCUGCAUGACAGAUUGCUUUAUGUCAAACUCUGUAUCUGUACAAGAAGCAUGCUACCACCGCUCCAAGAAUCGUUGCAAUUUGCGUUGUAUCACCAUUUAACUCAGCCUGGAGCCUUGAUUCGCGCUUGACGCGGCCAAGUACCAGCAGGGUUCGUCUCUCGAACGUGUAACUCGUAUGAUGUAGUCAAACAACCAAAUAUUGAAGUUUCCGAGAAUGGCGGCCUAACCCAACUGACGAAGAAAGCCGCGAGCGAGUUGAGUGACAGCGGCUGAGAGCCCUGCUGAGAU
Laetiporus sulphureus 93-53 is the source of this 1319-nucleotide messenger RNA. RefSeq lists its product as uncharacterized. NCBI's taxonomy places the organism in Eukaryota, Fungi, Basidiomycota, Agaricomycetes, Polyporales, Laetiporaceae. The coding region runs from base 1 to 1014 and encodes 337 amino acids. The transcript is spliced from 8 exons. The record is from RefSeq and is a predicted model, not a curated record.